AUGGCUGCUGUUCCUAUCGCCAUGAAGUCAACUGUCGAAUCCACCGACAAGCUGACAGAGCUGCUUUGGCAGGACGCUUUGGGCAAUCUUCAGUCCACCAACAAUGAGGUUCUUCUUCCCAUCAACAUCGUCGACAUGAUCGGCCAGUGCAAUGUGGACAAAAUCAAGGCUCGUCUCGGCGCUCUCAUUGGCGCUCCUGUUGUCGCUUUUGUUGAUGAGUCUAUCAAUGCUCUCCGUGUCAUGCGCACUCCGGCUUUUUCAGGAACUGCUAUUUCGGUUGCCUGUCACGACAGAACAUUGAGAUUUGAGCAUGAGGCUAUUGCAUCGGCCACCAACGUGCAGGGAAAGACCGGCAUACCAGCGAAACCCGCCAAAGUUCCUCGACCGCCUAAUGCGUUUAUUCUGUACCGUCAGCAUCACCAUCCAAAGGUCAAAGAAGCAUAUCCUGCCUUUUCGAACAACGAAAUUUCCGUGAUCCUUGGCAAACAGUGGAAGGCUGAAACCGAGGACGUGAAGAUGCAAUUCCGUCAUCAGGCCGAGGAUCUGAAAAGAAAACACGCCGAAGAACACCCCGAUUACCAUUACUCCCCUCGCAAGCCUUCCGAGAGAAAGCGUCGUGCCUCCUCCCGCCAGCAUACCAAAACCGGCCAGUCCGCCAAGUCGCCCAUAUCGACUAAUGAUGCUUCGGACGCUUCUACUCCCGGCAUGUACUCGGAGAUGGAGAUGCCAAUGCCCUUGAACGAUGGUCUUGCGGGUAUCGACAUGAUAAUGCCAGAGCAGCAGUUUGAGUUCGACCACGAGGCCUUUGACAAUCUGCUCCAGCAAGUGCAGGAGGACUACGGCAGGGCCAAUCCGUUCUCCGAGAGCUUUGAGUUCUCCGACUUCGUUGCCGACUACUAUUGA
Messenger RNA from Aspergillus steynii IBT 23096, 903 nucleotides. Its product is annotated as HMG-box domain-containing protein. NCBI's taxonomy places the organism in Eukaryota, Fungi, Ascomycota, Eurotiomycetes, Eurotiales, Aspergillaceae. The transcript is spliced from 3 exons. The coding region runs from base 1 to 903 and encodes 300 amino acids. Gene Ontology annotation, biological process: anatomical structure morphogenesis; negative regulation of transcription by RNA polymerase II; cell differentiation. The record is from RefSeq and is a predicted model, not a curated record. Gene Ontology annotation, molecular function: DNA-binding transcription factor activity, RNA polymerase II-specific; RNA polymerase II cis-regulatory region sequence-specific DNA binding.